This is a messenger RNA of Melitaea cinxia (Glanville fritillary), 1790 nucleotides long. RefSeq names its product SET domain-containing protein SmydA-8-like (gene SmydA-4). Gene Ontology annotation, molecular function: protein binding. The record is from RefSeq and is a predicted model, not a curated record. The transcript has 11 exons. NCBI's taxonomy places the organism in Eukaryota, Metazoa, Arthropoda, Insecta, Lepidoptera, Nymphalidae. Bases 90 to 1739 code for a protein of 549 amino acids.
UCGCGCUGAGGAGACGAUCCGAAAUAGCCAUUUAAUGACCCUUCUUUGUUUAUUAUUCUUCCUGCCGUCCGCCUGAUGGAGGGGUUAUAAUGGGACGACCGGGACAACGAGAUAAAUAUAAUGUCAGAUCAACACAGCAAUUCGUCAUGAACAAAAAGUCGCACAAGAAAAAGCAGAAACGUCGGACGCGCAACAAGGAGAAUAUAAUUGAAGAUGUUGCGAAUACAAAAGAAGACGCAAAAGACACACAGGCAGAAGAGUCAGAAAAACCUAAGCAGGAACUGUGUUAUGAGAUCAAACAUUCAAAAGAAAUGGGAAGAUACAUAACGGCAUCUCGAGACAUCAAAGCCGGCGAGGUGAUUAUCGAAGCGCCCGCGCUCGUCGUGGGGCCUUGCUCCGGUUGCGCGCUGAUUUGCCUCGGUUGCUACCGGGAGGUGGAUGAAACUAAUAUUACGAAAUGUACAGGUUGCAAAUGGCCGCUGUGCAGCAGAUCGUGUCCAGGACUCGGGAAGUACACUGGCCAUUCGACAUAUGAGUGUGUGACGUUGAAGACGAUCACACCUAACUACAAUGAUAUUGAAGACUUAAAAGAUUCUUAUCAAGCAAUAGCACCUUUGAGGUGUUUACUUUUAAAAAGAGAAGAUCCCGACAAGUGGGCGGCAAUAUCUUCCAUGGAAGCUCAUAAUGACAUUCGUCGCGCUCGUGGCGACAUCUGGCCAAUGAACGACAGAAACGUCGUGCAGAGGCUUAAGAAGUGGGGCUUGGAGUACGAUGAUGAGGAGAUACAUACUGUCUGUGGUAUACUAGAGGUAAACGCAUUCGAAGUGGGCGGAAGUGGAGCUAACGCUCGUGCUCUGUACGAUGCAGCGUUCCUGCUCGCGCACGACUGCACGCCCUCCACCACGCACACGGACGCCGAGCACAAGCCCGGCCGCCCGCUCACCAUCAGAGCAUCCAUACCGCACAAGGCGGGGGACAUCAUAUCGCUGUGCUAUGCGUAUACACUCCAGGGCACGCUGCGGCGACGCGAGCACCUGAAGCUGAGCAAGUUCUUCGAGUGCGGCUGCCGGCGCUGCGCCGACCCCACGGAGCUGGGCACGCAGGCGAGCGCGCUCCGCUGCCCGCGCUGCGGCGCGCGCGUGCUGCCCGCCGCGCCGCUGCAGCCCGCCGCGCCCUGGCGCUGCGGCUGCGGGUACGGCGCGGCGCCCGCCGCUGUGCAGGCGCUGCUCCGCAGACUAACAGAGGAAUUGGAGCAGAUCGACGCCAACGACGUUCUCGGCUUCGAGAACUUUCUCAGCAAGUACCGGAACGUCCUCCACGACAGUCACUACCUGUUUCUGUCUGCGAAGCACUCUCUGAGCCAGCUCUACGGGAAGGUGUCGGACUACAUGAUACACCAGAUGCCGGAGGAACUGCUGCACAGGAAGGUCGAGAUAUGCAGGGACCUGAUGAAGGUGUUCGACGUAAUCGAACCGGGAUACUCGAGGUUACGAGGUAUCACUCUGUAUGAACUCCACGCACCGCUCAUGGUGCUCACAACGAGAGAUUUUGAGAAAAAGGCUAUUACUAAAGAAAAUUUGCGAAAUCGUCUUAAAGAGAUCGUAAGCUACCUGACGGAGUCAGCUCUGAUCCUGGGUUUCGAGCCGCGCCACUCGCCCGAGGGUCUGAUGGCGGCCGCCGCGAGAGACGCGCUCAAGAAGAUCAAGACAUGGGAGCACAUCAUCGGGAAAAUAUCAUGAAUAUUAUAAAAUAUUUGAUAUUGUCUGUUAAAUAAAGUGUAUUAUAAUAAA